Molecule: messenger RNA, 3153 nt
Organism: Daphnia pulicaria
Lineage: Eukaryota; Metazoa; Arthropoda; Branchiopoda; Diplostraca; Daphniidae
Exons: 4
Coding region: 238-2790 (850 amino acids)
Biological process (GO): G protein-coupled receptor signaling pathway; cell surface receptor signaling pathway
Cellular component (GO): membrane
Molecular function (GO): G protein-coupled receptor activity
Source: RefSeq, a predicted model, not a curated record
GUUCACCGUAGUAUAGCCGCAAGCCAGUAGAACAUCGACAGUUGAAAGGGAAGGUUCAACUUCAGCCAUUCAUCGCUGGUACAGGGGAAAGUGAUAUUUUCUCCUUGUGCAUUCAAAUUCCUCCAGUUUCAACGGUUAAAUUCUGUGUGACAGUAGUGACAUAUCUCGACCUAGCUGAUUAUUCUUGGUUGAGUUCAGUUAGUUUGCCGCUAUUUGCUUGCAAAUAAGCUCUUCUAAAUGAAUGUCUUACUGGCACUGUGGCUGGUAAGUUGCGUUAACUUUCCAGCUGUGGUGCAAUCGAGUGACAUCAUAUUCGAGAACGCUUCUCUCGCUUCACGGGGCUCCAUCCUGAAUGACAUCCAAGCGUUAAACAUCUCUUGCUUUCCAAAGGAUACAUGUUACGAUGAUAAGGUGAGCCGUAUCAUCGAUUCCCCAGUCUGGACAAAACGCAGCUGUCUUUGUGACGAUUCGUGCAUUCAUUUCGGUGAUUGCUGUCCGGAAUCCAAGCAGUUCGAUCCCAAACAACAACGGAUAGCUGAAGCUAAAUUCAGCUGUUUACAGUUACGGCAGUACAAUUUCAAUUGGAUUGUGAACAAAUGCCCGAAAGACGCCAAUCCUGAGGUGACGCAAGCCUGCGAAACCGAACCAGCGGAAUGGCAAAUUCAUUCGGAUCCCAUCAGCUACAUGCCAGUGACCAAUCAAGUUUCUGGUAUUACCUAUCGGAACUUAAACUGCGCUCAGUGCCAUCAAGACGUGCCGGCCACUCUUGCCAAUAACCAGUCAUCCUUACUUCGUUUCUGGAACCCGAGAUUGGAAUGCAACUCUUUGUUAGCCGACAGCAGUAUUUUAAACACAAUGACAAAAGAUGUUCUUGCCUCCAAGGUUCAAUGGGAUAAAGAGAAAAAGAUGUGGGGUCUCAUGGUUGAUAUCGACGGCCAUGGCGAACAGUUUCAUUCUUGUUUCAUUGAUCCUGCUUUACCUGAUGACCUGGUGUCUUCUUUGCGGUCGUGCCAGCCUUCAAUAAAUGAAUGCCCUCCGGAGUGGAUGGAUGAAGAUGUCCGCAACAAGUGCUUAUCUUACACGUCUUUCGUCUACAGACCACAGGAAAUCUUUCGUAACAUGCACUGUGCAAUUUGUAACGGAGCCCAACCACAGGAACUGUCAUGCGAAUCAUCUGAUAUUUCUUUCCGGAAAUUACCAAAUUAUUUGCAUGACUUUAACCCAUCAGCUUUCGCCCUCCUUUUCGAUCUGAAAGAUAAGGACGGAAACGGCAUGGUUGGACAGGAGAAAAGCUGCGAAGAUGGUCAACUUUACGAUCCAUUUUCCCGAAAGUGUCGCCCAGUAUUUUGUUCACAGCCUGGAACCGUUUACCGUGAAGGACGUUGUUACGCACCCGAAACAGGAUCUGCAACUACAAUCAGCACUGACGUCGAUAGCAAAGCAGCAACUGACGAAAAUGCCAUCCUAUUUCCUGACGGAGAACAACCCGGACGACCUGAUACAACAACCCAGCCGUCUGAAAUUUCACCAACUGCUGUUAAUUCUUCGACCGAUUCCAGUUCGAUGGCUCCAACAAACAUGACCGAUGGGAGCCAGAGCUCGUUGGAGAGGAACUUUACUUCCUGUCCUAAAUUUCUUCUCUCGGAAGACGAAGUUCAGUGGCUAGAAAACGGCACCCUAUACAUCCCCUCGCACGAGAAACUCUACGAAGUGGGUCACUACCUAAAAUCGAAAGAUGGCGUUCUGAUCUGCGCCGAAGGAGUCACCACCGUUUCUAAAUUUGAUCCUAUUCUCGGAUGGGUUACAGUCGCCGGACUGGGAUUGUCCGAAGUGUGCCUAGCUCUGCACCUGAUUGCGUUCACUAUUAGUCCCGAUUUGCGUAAUUUGUCCGGUCGAAACUUGGCGUCUUUAUCACUGGCUCUCUUUAUUGCGUAUGGUUCUUUCAUCAUAGCGCAGUUCAUUCCCACUGGUAGCAACAUUUGUGUCGGAGUUGCCUUGUCCACUUUCUACUUCUUUCUCGCUGCCUUUUGGUGGACAUCUGUUUUAGCUUGGGACGUGUGGCGCACCAUUCGAUUGGCCACCGUUCAGCUGAGGUGCUCUUCUUCCGGUCAGCAGUGGGGGAAAUUUAUUUUGUAUUCAAUGUACGCUUGGUUGGUCCCCGGAUUAAUCGUAGCCGCAGCCGUUGCAGUCGAGUACGUUGACACGGAUCUCUUUUCCUGGAUGCCGGCAGAGUAUCGUCCAUUUUUCGGCCGAAAUGUUUGUUGGUUCGGUCAACGCAAGGCGAUUCUGAUCUAUUUCGCCGCUCCUCUUACCAUCAUUCUUUCAGUUAAUCUUUUGCUCUUCAUCAGUUCGGCUCACAUGAUUCGCAGCACCACUUCCAAGUCUCCGACGUCCAGCAAUCAGGCAGGUACUCGUAAACAGCUGGGUCUGUACGUUCGAUUGGCCCUGAUCAUGGGUCUGUCUUGGUUAGCUGGUUUGAUUGCUGGAGCUGCUGAUUUUAUGCCCUUGUGGUAUGUGUUUGUAGCCCUGUGUUCACUUCAGGGUGUCUUCAUUCUGUUAGCCUACACCUGCAAUCCUAAAGUAAUCAGAUCCAUUCGUAACAAAAUUUGCGGUUGUCGGAAACCUAAAGGGCGACAAUCGACUUAUCGGGCUGGUCCUGCUGGAGGUCUCAAAAGUGAAAACCUCAGACGGCAGGGUAAAGCUAAUGUUUGUGAUUCGCAAGAUUCCAACACAUCUCAUUUGUCUAGAACUUCCCUUAGCACUAAAACGACCUCGACUACAUCUCCUUAAAUAGUAAUUAGUCAGAGAUUAAUUACUGAUGAGUGAUGAAUGAUUAUACUCGUUUUACUACAACCGGUAGUUCCAAUUUUAAUUACGGAUAUUGCUCAGAGACGCCCGUCUUUAUGAUGUAUGGAAAUCAGCUUAUUAGCUGAUUAGUCGGAGCUUCAGUAUGCACCCAUGUCGUGGAUCGAGCAAUUUUAUCUUAAGUCUUAUUACGAAUCUCUUUUCAUUUCACCGCAUUACUUACUUCGUCUCGUCGGAAUUUAUCUCACCAGUUACUGUACGCAUCUUCUUUAAUUCCAUGCCUUGAAUGUGAUGUAAAUCUUUUAUGUGUAAUAUAUAUUGCGUCAAAUAUAUACACAUUGUAAUAUU